CGGAGCAAACAUUCAGUAAUCAAUACAUGAGAUUAUUUGAUUUUUUACUUAUAGGACUGAUUCCCUUGACAAUUGGUAGUUCAGUGAAUAAAUCAGAAAAUGAGAUCUCGAAUAGAUUAGAUGAAAUCGAUCUAAAGUUCAAAAGCAAUGGUGCAUCUCUGGAUAUCUUGGAUGACUAUGACGUUGCCAUAAAUGAUCUCGAAAAGCUUCUCUCUUCCAGCGAUUUUAAGGAUGAAAGUAAUGGGAUCCUUCAAAAAAUCGGAAACACAAAGUUCAGGCACGGUGUGAUAAAUCUCAUCUUGAAACGUGAAAGGUUGGCAUACAACGACUUCCAUUCGUGUAUCGUAAACAGGAACGAAAACAGUCAAGAGUUUGUUGUUCAUAAUGGUUGUUUUGAAAAAUUCACUUCUCUAGGUUUGAAGCUCGGUCAUUUCAACCAAGUCCAGGACGAAGUAACCAAACUAGACGAUACGAAAAUCAGCAAAUUAAUCAACAAAAAAAUUUACAAUGACGCCAAAGAUGUGUUGAGCAGAUAUAAAAAUGAAUUGGAGCUUUUUGAGGAUGCUAUAAGGUCAAGAGAUUGGAGAGCUUGUAUUGAUAUUUCGGACGAGUUGGCAAAAAUUGGGGCAAACGACGACAAAGUUAUCAGAAAUAGAAUUCGAUGCUUGCUACUGACUGAUAGCUUUGGAGAUAAGGAGGAUGAAAGUGUGAGCAGUUACGAUUUGAGAGCCAAGCUAUUGAGCGAAGACCUCAACAAAUUAGUCAAUGAAGAAGUCACAGAUGUUGAUUUACACGAUUUCGUCAUGUUGGGAGAAAUGGAGUUUUUUGGGAUAACCGGAAUUUACAGUUUGCAAACGGAAAAGAUUCUAAGAAACUGCUUGAAAAUAGACAAUGAGUUUGAUGAGUGUAGGAGUUUGAACAAGGUCAAUAUCAAAUUGAACAAGUUGAUGAAAUUGCUGAAAGAUAUUUCGAUCUACUAUUCAUUUGUAUAUAGUAACACCGAUGAAACAGUCGAUGGUGAGAGAGUAAAUGAUACUGAAUUGAGUAUUGAAGAGUGGAAAGAGGUGGUAAGCCUUCUUUUCGACGGUGACAAGAAGAUAAAGAUAAAAAAUGCAUCUGAUAGAAAGGCGUUUGCAGCAUACGGGUUGGAUAUUGACAGUUUCAAAAGUAAUUUCGAUAUUCUCAUCGAGCUCUUUGUUAGCUUCAGCAAACAGAUUGGGUUUAAGGAGAAGGAGAUUUGGAGUUCUUCUUUUCUGAAGGACCUUUUCAAAUUGAGCAAGGAAGCGUAUUACCAGAUUGGUGAAUUCGAUAAGUACAAGAAAAACCAGAUAAUCCUACAAAGCAAAUACUUCAAAAAGUUGGAGAGUUACUUGAAGAAGAAGAAGAUGGAUAAGGCAAAAGGAUUGCUAGACAGCCUGCCCAAUUCGAUGAAGUUGUGUAGACUGAUCCGAGAGCGUCAGAAGCGGUUUGAGGAAAUACUUCAGCAACAACAGCAACAACAACAGCGUCAUCAACAUCAACAACAGCAUCACCACCACCAGCAGCAUCAACAGCAACAGCAGCGUCCGAGUAAGCCCUUCACGCCUAAGAACGAUUACUACAAGAUCUUAGGUAUUGGCAAGGACGCCAACGCAGAUGAGAUUAAGAAGGCAUACCGUCAGAAGAUGAAAGAGAACCAUCCGGACAAGGUGAAGCAACAGAUGAAAAAGGAAGGGAGCAAGGAGUUGAGCGAGGAGGAGAUCGAGACACGAGUGGCAGAGAUCAACAACGCGUACGAAAUUCUCUCAGACGAGGAAAAGCGGGCCAACUACGACCGCCACGGAGAAGACCCGAAUGAUCCGGAGAACGCACGACAAAGACAGCAAUGGCAGCAGCAGCAUCAACAGCAGCACUUUGGAGGUCAAGGCGGCGGGUUCCACUACAAUCACAAGCAGGCAUCUUCUCACGGCACCCACAGCAACCACAGCUACCGCAACAACCACACCUACAGCACCGGCAAGUACAACAAUAGCGGAAAUAUCUACUCACAGGACAACCAGUUCGCCUCGCAGUUGGCCCUCUUUGACGAGUGUUUGGCCCAGAACUCCACUUAUGACUUGGCAACGGGAAAAAUUUCUGGAGGUGUGAGCCAUUUCUGGUUUGCUGUGAAAAAAGUCAUACCUAUCUAUAGGUCGUUGAUCUAUUCCGGCCAGUUGAACGAAAAGCGCAUGGCCGAGUUUGUCUCACUCUUAAGAAACGGCCUCAGGAUUCACCGUUUGGAGUUGUCGAAGUUGAAGAAGAACUUGGACAAAGACUCAAACAACCCAAUCAAAAACAUUCACUAUUUACUCACCUGUGCCAUCAGAGAGGUUUCUUACAAUCUUUUGGACGGCUUGAUUUCCCUGAACUCCCAUGGCUUGACCCAUCUUUUCAAGGCUUACAAGGAUCUAGGGUUCACAUACGAGGCAGUCCACAUCUGGGAAACAGGCAAGAAAAAUCCUUCUUUGAACCAUUUGUUUACCUCAGAACCAGUAUUGGGCUCCAUUUUUCCUUUCUUGGUAGAAUCAGGCGAUUUUGACUUCAACGAAAUUUGGGAAAUGUAUCAAAAAAUCAAGGACUCCAAAGGUGCAAACGAAAAAUUGCAUAAUGAGUUGCAAGUCGGAAUGAUCAGAGUCUGCCUUUUCAAAGAUCAGACCAAUGACGCUUUGGCAAUCUUCAAGCAAUUGACCUCAGACGUCUACAAUUCUUUCAACCACAAAGGCAUAGAACCUCCAAUCAAUGUCAAGUCUUACAUGACAAUGGCUCACUUGUCUUUCAUUGGCUUUUGCAAAGACAUUGACACUGCAGACUAUUUCUUCCAGGAUGCAGUCAACGAAUCAAUGCCAUAUCUAACCCCGCUCCAGUUGAAUUUCAUCAAGAAGUACCUCUCAAACACAUGGGAAAUCACCAACGACUACGAAAAGGUAAAGAAGAUUUGGUUGAUUACCUGGAGACAUUACGAAAGUAAGAAAACUUCCAACUCCUCAGUGUCCUCCUCAUUAAAUGAUGCCUUUUUAUCUAUUUUUUUCAAAAAAUUUCCUGCAUUCUCAAAUGAGUCUUUCAGCGAAUUGAGAGCAGUGAUUGAUGACUACAAUUCCAUUCGUUUGAUUGACGAACCAUUCAUCAACGUGUUGUUAUCGAAAUCCACUUCAUGGCACAAUUCAGAAGUUUUUGAGUUUAUUUUGAAUACAGCCAAUUCGAAUCAAUUUUCAAAAACUAAUGUCUUUUACAGAUGCUGUUUGAAAGCUUGUGGAUCAGUAGAUAUAGACUCAAUGAGUAUCUUGACUCUAUUCAGACAACUAUUGGCAAAUAACGCUUCGAAUGGCAUGAAAUUCAUUGCUCACGCUGAUUGGGUCGCCUUGAGGGAUGCAACUAUUAACUCUCCAUACUUAUCGAACUUCGAAUCGGUUAAUGACAGAAUCGACCUUUACUUCAAGUUAUGGAAAAUUUGCUCCAGCUCAUUCAUUAGCUUAGAAAACUUCAAAAGUUACGUUCUCAAAGAUGUCAAGUUGAAUUUCAAUUAUUCCAGGAUUUUCCAACAGAUGGCUAAUAUCAAUGCUGAUGUCGAGAUCCCUGAGAUCUCGUAUUUUGAGAACAACAAAUCAAUUCAGAACUAUAUCGGUACAGGUUACACUUUCUAA
Molecule: messenger RNA, 3659 nt
Organism: Pichia membranifaciens NRRL Y-2026
Lineage: Eukaryota; Fungi; Ascomycota; Pichiomycetes; Pichiales; Pichiaceae
Exons: 3
Coding region: 27-3659 (1210 amino acids)
Biological process (GO): protein folding in endoplasmic reticulum
Cellular component (GO): endoplasmic reticulum
Molecular function (GO): misfolded protein binding; protein-folding chaperone binding
Source: RefSeq, a predicted model, not a curated record